AUGUCGAAUGAUACAUCAUCAUCGAUAGCUAGUCUUGAAACACCUCUUACACGUACCAUCAAACUAAUUAUAUUCUCAGUUCCAUUAGGACCAUCACUUUUGUGCUCACUCUACAUAUUCAUAUGUGUUAUUCAUGAACGUCAGCUCCGUCGUCGUGCCAAUCACGUUAUGAUUGCCAUCAUUUUGAUAGAUUUUCUCAAUCUUAUGAGUGAUCUUAUCCCUAUUUCACUCUCCUACUUUUAUACAGGUCAUGUUCGCAGUUUAUCGAUUUGCCUUUAUUGGGUCACAGGAAACUAUACAUUACAAGGUAUUUCAAGUUGGUUAAUGGCAUGGGCAUCAAUUGAUCGAUAUCUUCUCAUUUUUUUCCAUCGUCUUCGAGAUACAUUUCUUAGACAUGAUGUUCCAAUCUUAGGUCUAUGUGCUUUUGUUGUUGGUUGGUAUAUUACUGUAACGUUUACUCAUUCAUGUAGAGAAAAUUGGUUUGAUGGUACUCAAUUCUUAUGUGGUGGACCUUGUUUUGCAAGUAGCACAGUCAUACUUACCGUUGACUGGAUUCUUAUCGUACUCUUGCCAACAUUAGUGAUUGUUGCAUUCAAUAUACUUCUUCUUGGAAGAGUUAUCUUUCAAAAAUGUCGACGACGACCUGGCUUUGAGGGAAGAUCAUUCACAUGGCGUAAAAAUAGAAAAUUACUUAUUCAAUUGCUUGCUAUUAUUAUCGUCUAUUUUAUCACACAACUUCCUCUAGCUAUUUUCUCAAUUGUUCGUCUCUUUGGUCCUGCUGAUUUUCUUCUCGACAUUUCACUUAUUUGGCUUUUCUAUACUCCCUACCUUAUCUAUAUUAUCAUACCUUUUGCCUAUAUAGCAACAACCAAAGAAUGUCGAAAACAAAUAUGUGGCUGGCAACGUCGUGUGGCAAUCGCGCCAACCGGACCUACUUAUCGACUUAAAACACUUACCAAAAGUAUGGCAACAAACAACCCUGAUUAUCGAUAA
Rotaria sordida is the source of this 993-nucleotide messenger RNA. The record is from the annotation of a GenBank genome assembly. Lineage: Eukaryota; Metazoa; Rotifera; Eurotatoria; Philodinida; Philodinidae.